AUGGCGGGUAACUCCAUAUGGGGUCAUUCGUUAUUCUUUAAUUUUUAUUUUUUUUAUUUUUUUGUUCCUUUCGUUUCCUUCGCUCGUUUCUUUUUUUCGUUUUCCUCUUUCGUUUCCCUCUCUCGUUUCCUUCCUUCCUUCGUUUCUUUCUUUCCUUUCCUUCCUUCCUUCGUUUCUUUCUUUCCUUUCCUUCCUUCCUUCGUUUCUUUCUUUCCUUUCCUUCCUUCGUUUCUUUCUUUCCUUUCCUUCUUUCCUUCGGUUUCUUUCUUUCCUUUCCUUCUUUCCUUCGUUUCUUUCUUUCCUUUCCUUUCCUUCCUUCCUUCGUUUCUUUCUUUCGUUUCAUUCCUUCCUUCGUUUCUUUCUCUCGUUUCCUUCCUUCCUUCGUUUCUUUCUCCGUUUCCUUCCUUCCUUCGUUUCUUUCUUUCGUUUCCUUCCUUCCUUCGUUUCUUUCUUUCGUUUCCUUCCUUCCUUUCUUUCUUUCUAUUUCCUUCCUUAAAUUUUUCUUUCGUUUCCUUUUCCUUCCUUUUCUUUCUUUUCGUUUCUUUCUUUCCUUCGUUUUUUCUUUUUUCCUUCCUUCCUUCAAAAAAUUUCUUUCUUUCGUUUUCUUCCUUCUUUUUCUUUUUUUUUUUCCUUCCUUUUUCUUUAUUUUCGUUUUUUUUUUCCUUCGUUUCUUUCUUUUCCUUCCUUCCUUCGUUUCUUUCUUUCCUUUUCUUUUUUUCUUUCUUUCCUUCUUUUCAUUUUCUUUCAUUUCCUUCCUUCUUUCGUUUUCUUCUUUCUUUCCUUCCUUCCUUCUUUUCUUUCUUUCUUUCUUUCUUUCUUUCUUUCUUUUCUUUUUUUCUUUCUUUCUUUCCUUUUUUCUUUCUUUCUUCCUUCUUUUUUUUCUUUUUUUUUCUUUCUUUCUUUCUUUUUCUUUUUUUCUUUCCUUCCUUCUUUUUCUUUCUUUUUUCAUUUUUUUUUUCCUUUUUUCUUUCUUUCUUUCUUUCUUUUCCUUCAUUUCUUUUUUCUUUCUUUCUUUCUUUUUUUCUUUCAUUUUCUUUUUUUCCUUCUUUCUUUUCUUUCUUUCUUUCUUUUCUUCCUUCCUUCCUUUCUUUCUUUCUUUCUUUUUUCUUUCCUUCCUUUUCUUUCUUUCUUUUCUUUCUUUCCUUCUUUCUUUCCUUCCUUUCUUUCUUUCUUUUUUCUUUUCUUUCUUUCUUUUCUUUCCUUCUUUCUUUCGUUUCUUUCUUUUUUCCUUUCCUUCUUUCUUUCGUUUUUUCUUUUUUUUCCUUCUUUCUUUUUCUUUCUUUCCUUCCUUCUUUCCUUCUUUCGUUUCUUUUCUUUUUUCUUUUUUCUUUCCUUUUUCUUUUUUUUUUUUUCCUUUUUUUUUUCUUCGUUUCUUUCUUUCUUCCUUUUUUUCCUUUUUUUUUUUUUUUCUUUCCUUCGUUUUUUCUUUCAUUUUUUUUUUUUUUUUUUUCCUUCCUUCGUUUCUUUCUUUCCUUCCUUCCUUCGUUUCUUUCUUUCCUUCCUUCCUUCGUUUUCUUUCUUUUUCCUUCUUUUUCCUUCGUUCUUGGUUUCCUUCCUUCCUUCGUUUCUUUCUUUUUCUUUCCUUCCUUCGUUUCCUUCUUUUUUUCUUUUUCCUUCCUUCCUUUUCUUUCUUUUUCGUUUCCUUCCUUCGUUUCUUUCUUUCGUUUCCUUCCUUCGUUUCUUUCUUUCGUUUCCUUCCUUCGUUUCUUUCUUUCGUUUCCUUCCUUCGUUUCUUUCGUUUCCUUCCUUCGUUUCUUUCGUUUCCUUCCUUCGUUUCUUUCCUUUCUUCCUUCGUUUCUUUCCUUCCUUCCUUCCUUCGUUUCUUUCCUUCCUUCCUUCCUUCGUUUCUUUCUUUCCUUCCUUCCUUCCUUCCUUCGUUUCUUUCUUUCUUUCCUUCCUUCCUUCCUUCGUUUCCCUCUUUCUUUUUCUCACGCUCUGUCCGUCUGUCUUUCUUUCUCGUUGUCUCUCCGCCCUCUCUUUCUUUCUCGUUGUCUCUCCGCCCUCUCUUUCUUUCUCGUUGUCUCUCCGCCCUCUCUUUCUUUUUCUCGUUGUCUCUCCGCCCUCUCUUUCUUUCUCGUUGUCUCCGCCCUCUCUUUCUUUCUCGUUGUCUCUCCGCCCCCUCUUUCUUUCUCGUUGUCUCUCUCCGCCCUCUCUUUCUUUCUCGUUGUCUCUCCGCCCUCUCUUUCUUUCUCGUUGUCUCUCCGCCCUCUCUUUCUUUCUCGUUGUCUCUCCGCCCUCUCUUUCUUUCUCGUUGUCUCUCCGCCCUCUCUUUCUUUCUCGUUGUCUCUCCGCCCCUUUUUUCUUUCUCGUUGUCUCUCCGCCCUCUUUUCUUUUCUCGUUGUCUCUCCGCCCUCUCUUUCUUUCUCGUUGUCUCUCCGCCCUCUCUUUCUUUCUCGUUGUCUCUCCGCCCUCUCUUUCUUUCUCGUUGUCUCUCCGCCCUCUCUUUCUUUCUCGUUGUCUCUCCGCCCUCUCUUUCUUCCAUAA
Molecule: messenger RNA, 2484 nt
Organism: Acanthosepion pharaonis
Lineage: Eukaryota; Metazoa; Mollusca; Cephalopoda; Sepiida; Sepiidae
Source: the annotation of a GenBank genome assembly